Messenger RNA from Zophobas morio, 1214 nucleotides. Its product is annotated as 1,5-anhydro-D-fructose reductase. The coding region runs from base 128 to 1117 and encodes 329 amino acids. The transcript has 6 exons. Gene Ontology annotation, molecular function: oxidoreductase activity. The record is from RefSeq and is a predicted model, not a curated record. Lineage: Eukaryota; Metazoa; Arthropoda; Insecta; Coleoptera; Tenebrionidae.
ACAACUUGUCGUGGACAAAUAGUACAUACUUCACUGUUCGCUGCGUUUUCCGCGCAUUUGCAAACAUACCUACUUUCAGGAAUUAUUGUAGUAGUGUUAAUAUUUUAGUACACGGCAAAGUUGGAAAAUGAGUGUCCCCAGUGUUACUUUAUGUGAUAAUGUAAAAAUGCCCGUUUUGGGUUAUGGAACUUGGCAGGCAAAAGAUGAUGAGCUGGAGCAAGCUGUCGAGGCAGCUUUGGAAGCAGGAUAUCGGCAUAUCGACACAGCUCACGUAUACGAAAAUGAAAAAGUUAUUGGAAAAGUUCUGAGUAAAUGGUUUUCCUCUGGCAAACUAAAGAGGCAGGAUAUUUUUUUGGUGACAAAAUUACCCCCUGGAGGUAAUCGUCCCGAAUCUGUUCCAAAGUACCUCAAGAGGUCGCUCGAACUGCUUCAAGUUGAAUACGUGGAUCUAUAUUUAGUGCAUGUUCCCUUUGGAUUUAAAGAUGUAGAAGGUGAUUUGCAUCCCAGAACUCCUGAAGGACUUAUUGAUAUGGAUACCGAAACGGAUCACGUGGCUUUAUGGAAGGCAAUGGAAGCUCAAGUUGAUGCCGGUUUAACAAAAGCAAUAGGGAUUUCGAACUUCAACAAAAAUCAGAUAGAAAAGAUUCUGGAAAAUGCUAGGAUUCCUCCAUGUAAUUUGCAAGUGGAGCUUCAUGCUUACUUGCAACAGAAAGAUUUGGUCGAAUUUUGCAAGAAGAAUAAAAUCGUUGUGACGGCCUAUUCACCGUUGGGAUCCCCGGGACUGGCUAAAUUUAUGGCUCAAUUUGGUCGAACGAUUGAUUUACCAGAUAUUUUGAACAACCCAGUGGUUCAAACGAUUGCAACGAAACACAAGAAAACGGAAGCGCAAAUCGUCCUUAGACAUGCAAUACAGAAGGAUAUCGUCGUGAUUCCGAAGAGUACAAAUCCGAAACGUCUUCGUGAAAAUAUUUCAAUUUUUGAUUUUCGUCUAGAUGACUCAGAAAUGAAACAAUUGAAUGAUUUAGAUCAGGGGCUUAGAAUCUUGAAUUUCAUGAUUUUUCAAGGGAUUCAGAACCAUCCGGAAUACCCUUUCAAAGCAGAGAUCGGUAAACUUUAAUAAAAAAUUUAUUGUUUCGUUAACGAUAUGAUGCACAGACAAUACAGGAAAUUAUUUUCGUUGUAGUUUGGUGUUUAUAAGUAUAACUAGGUAGUAA